This is a messenger RNA of Suillus clintonianus, 977 nucleotides long. RefSeq lists its product as uncharacterized. The record is from RefSeq and is a predicted model, not a curated record. NCBI's taxonomy places the organism in Eukaryota, Fungi, Basidiomycota, Agaricomycetes, Boletales, Suillaceae. The transcript is spliced from 7 exons. Bases 357 to 977 code for a protein of 206 amino acids.
CAUAACGCAAUUUACAACGCUUGCCGGAAUUUGAGGAUCAGUUGUACACUGCUAAAACGCACCUCCUAGUCAGUGUCGAUGAUCCCGGUCUACAUAUCUGCAUCCACAAAUUCACACAUUCUAUGCUUCGGUUGACUAUGGAAACGAAUCGGCACCGGACUCGCAUGUACGAUUUAUCGUACACGUCGUCGGCCUGGGAGGUUUCUGGUCAAAGGAAUCAUCAAUCCCACGAAUUGACUCACACAUGUACAGCCAGAUGAUUGAUACAUAUCCCUACCCUCGUCUUCUCCUACCGCUCAUUCCACCCACCACUAAGCCCAGCCUCCAUCCUCAUAGUUUUGCUUCGUGGUUGCAUCAUGUCCGGCAGCGCAGAAAUACAAUCUAUAAGACUUGAAGUCAUUGGCGGAAAAAAUCUCAAAAUCCCCUCCUGGCGCAUGCCUGCAGGCAUUUACGUGUCCAUUAAUGUCGACUCAAGGAGACGCUGGAAAUCAGCCAUCCGUGUCUUAUCAUCCAACGAAUCCGUAGUGUGGGGAGAUACCAUGACCCUAUCCUCACACGAGUCACCUGCAUUAUCAAUGGAGAUCAGAGCAUCUUACGAGGUCGACCGAACGCUUGGCAAUGGCGAAGUCAUCGGAAAACUUCAAACAUCGUGGGAUGAGUUACUCGAUCAUGGAGAUGAACCAUUCGAGUUCACCGGAUCUUCAAGGUUCAGUCGUCCAAGGCGUUCAAAGAUUUCGGUUGAGGCUCCGGGCCUUCAAGAGGUUCGCACUUUGAUGAAGGCUGUUGACUACAAGAUCGCUGUUCUCCCGAUACAUCCCUUCUUCACGCAAAGAAUUGAUGAUCACCUUCGUGCAAAGAUCAAACGCAGGUCCAAGGCGAACGUAGAAAUUGUUCCCGUUGAACCCAGCGAUUUCGAUAUCCUUGCACCCGCCAACAGCAUCACGAAGCUGCACCGCGAGCUCGUCCUCGAGUUCUAG